This is a messenger RNA of Komagataella phaffii GS115, 2370 nucleotides long. RefSeq names its product Subunit of Elongator complex, which is required for modification of wobble nucleosides in tRNA. Gene Ontology annotation, molecular function: protein binding. The record is from RefSeq and is a predicted model, not a curated record. Gene Ontology annotation, cellular component: elongator holoenzyme complex. Gene Ontology annotation, biological process: tRNA wobble uridine modification. The transcript has a single exon. NCBI's taxonomy places the organism in Eukaryota, Fungi, Ascomycota, Pichiomycetes, Pichiales, Pichiaceae. The coding region runs from base 1 to 2370 and encodes 789 amino acids.
AUGGCUUCAGUAGAAAGUAUCUUUAUUGGUUGCAAUCGAGAACUGUAUACCAGUGAUUACAGUGAGAGGUUCAAACGGGUCGCUUUCGGGGCAGGAAUCACCAUUUCCAUCUGGAACCCUCUUGCAAACGACUAUAAGGGAGUAGUCACUACUCUAAAGUCGCAUACAAAAGAGGUGCUGUGUGUCAAAUGGGUCCCAUUGACAUCUUUUCUGCUAUCUACUUCUGAGGAUUGCUCAAUAAAAUUGUGGAAAGUUGACGACAAUGGCACAGACUACGAAUUAGUUGGCACCACCAACCAUCAUAAGCAUAGUGUCACGAGUCUUGCAUUGGCUGGCAGCUCGUUAUUUUUGUCAGGGGAUGCAUCUGGAUUAUUGUGUUUCUGGCAUAUUUCAGGCAAAGGCGAUCUAGAAUUAUUGCAUGAGUUCACAGUCAAAGACGGAUUUUACUCAUUGUCUCUGGCCCUUCAACAGUUGUCUGAUGGAGAUUUCCUUGCACUGAUAGGAGGCACCAACACUAAUAUUUACGUUUAUUCUUUCAAUUACGACAAGUCUCCGGCAAAGAUUGCAAAGUUUGCUCAGUCUGCCGUAUUAGCAGGACAUGAAGAUUGGGUGAAAUCAAUAGUGGUAAAAAUGCAUGAAGGUGAUUUUUUUAUUGCCAGUGGUGCUCAAGACAGAUACAUUAGGCUUUGGAAACUGAGUCUAAACGAAAAAAUUGAUGUUUCUGAUGAGGAUUCCACCAAGUUAACACUACUCAGUAAUAAACAGUACAAAUUUACCAUCGGUCAGACCCGAUGUGCAAUUCACUUCGAUGCUAUCAUCAUGGGACACGAUGAUUGGAUAUCUCACUUGAACUGGCAUCCAACUAAACUGGAGCUACUCUCAGCAUCAUCAGACACAUCCGUUAUGAUCUGGAAACCUGAUCCAAUCAGCGGUAUUUGGGUAGGUAAAACUAGGUUGGGUGAACUUAGUAUGAAGGGUGCGUCAACAGCAACAGGAUCAUCUGGUGGGUUCUGGUCUUCACUAUGGAUAUUUGAAAAUGACAAACAAUAUAUUUUGACGAAUGGAAGAACAGGUUCCUGGAGAUUGUGGUCAUCUUCAAAUGGAGAUGACUGGGACCAACAGCUUGCCAUUACCGGUGCUAUAAAAAGUGUCACUGACUUGGAAUGGUCAGAAAAUGGAGAAUAUUUAUUGGCAACCUCACUGGACCAAACCACAAGGCUUUACGCAAGAUGGGUGUCUAAUUCGGAUGGCUCUCCGCAUACUCCAACUUCAUGGCACGAGUUUGCAAGACCCCAAAUUCAUGGUUACGAUAUGGUGUGUAUAUCCUGUUUGAGUAACAAUAGGUUUAUUUCCGGAGGAGAAGAAAAAAUUCUGAGAUCCUUUGAUGAGCCAAAGGGAGUUGCAAAGCUAUUAGAAAAAUUCUGUAGCAUGAGACAAACUCAUAUUGAUGAAAUGCCUGAGAGUGCUUCGUUGCCUGUUCUAGGCCUUUCUAACAAAGCAGAGAACGAGUCUGCCGUUACACACGAAAAUAUCAACAAUGACGAAGAGGAGGAAGACCAAUCCGAGAAGAAUAUUUCAUAUGAAGUCGUUUCCGCUCUUGAUCAGCCUCCAUUAGAAGAUCACCUGCAAAGACAUACUUUGUGGCCCGAAAUUGAGAAGCUUUACGGACAUGGUUAUGAAAUCACGGCAGUGGAUUCAUCUCCCGACAAACAAUUGGUAGCUUCUUCUUGUAGGUCAAAUACACCUGCACAUGCUGUAGUCAGAGUUUUUGACACCAGAACGUGGCAGCAAUUGCCCCAGGUACUUGAAGGUCACGAUUUGACCAUUACCAGAUUGAAAUUUUCUCCAAACAAUCAAUUCUUGCUCGCCGUGUCCAGGGAUAGACGAUUUUCCUUAUGGAAAAGAACUGGAAGUGACUUGCAACAGUUUGAGCUUCUUAAGCUGCAAGAAAAGGCGCACUCGAGGAUUAUUUGGGAUUGUUGUUGGGCACCUUCAGAAUUGUCAGAUUCGACGUUCUUCACCGUUUCUAGAGAUAAACACAUCAAGGCUUGGAGUUACGACGAAAUCAAAAAAGAUACGAUUCAGCUCGCUUCUCUCAAGUUGGAUGAACAAGUUACGGCAGUGGAUUCGUUCAAAGCUGCUAUUGAUGGAAAAGCUGUAAUUGCACUUGGCACAGAGUCUGGUAGUAUAAAAGUGUUCUCUUUCAACAACAACAAUGAAUUUGUACUGAUCAAUGAGCUGGAUUACAAGAUCGUUCCUGGUGAUAGAGUCAACAGAAUAUCCAUUAGUCGAAACUUACAAGAUAAAAAAUUACUGAUGGGAGUCGGCAGCAGUGAUACGUCAACUCGUAUUUAUAUUUUGUCUGUAUAG